Messenger RNA from Pelodiscus sinensis (Chinese soft-shelled turtle), 1707 nucleotides. Lineage: Eukaryota; Metazoa; Chordata; Testudines; Trionychidae. The record is from RefSeq and is a predicted model, not a curated record.
GGGGCAAGCAGCUGCCUGGGGCGGGCGGAUUCCGAGAGGGCCCAGCUACCUGAGCAGGGCAGCCCCAGGGCCGGGCGGGGGCCUGGACCAGGCCUUUCCAGCCCCCCCGCCGGAUGAGCAGAGGCCAUGGCAGAGGCCACCCCAGAAGUCGCUGCGCCAGCUGCGGAAAAAGGACCACAGGGCGUGUCCUCCGACCCCACACUGAGAACGGCUUCGCUAGACAAUGAGUUUGCAGUGGACAGGAUGGUCAGCAUGCCCUUGGUCUCCUCCAUUUACGACCUGGCGCCUGAUGUCCCCAGCCACGACAGCAGCUCCUGCCUGGAAGCCACGUGCAAGGUGCCAGAGACCAAACCGGAGCCUGGUGCUGCUGCUGCCAGGCCUGCCCAGCUGGAACAUGAAUUUGAGACUGUGCCAGCCGCAAAGACCCCGAGCAACGGGCUGGGCAAAGGCCCUCAGCAGCCACCCAAGCAGGUGGUGACAGAGACCUCGGAGCCCCUGCCAUCCGAAGGGACAGACGACAUGGCGGUAGCUGCAGUGGCCUACGCCAAGGAGCCGAGCCGCCCACCCAGGGCGACCCAGGCCCUCCAAGGUGCAAAGUUUCAGCACUUUGGCCCGGAGCCUCAAAGGUGCCUAUCUGCACUCACAAUGGAAGGGCUGGAUGCCUCUGCCAUGGAGCGCCACAAGAAGGGCUGCCUGGUGCGCCUGGGGUCCCUGUCCACCAGCCUGCGGAACCGGGCCUUUAUGCUCAUUCUGAAUAAGCUGAGACUGACCCGGCAGAACACCCACGAGAACCUCUCUCAGCUCCACCAGACGAUCGACCUGGUACGAACACGCCCAGCCCUCUCCUCGGCCUGCAAACUAUCGAACACAUCCAGCAGAAGGGGCAGCUUCAGGGCAGCCAGGAGAAGCUGCGCAGCAUGUGGAAACAGUGGAACCAGAAGCAGGAAGGGACUUGGGGGCCAAUCGGCAGCAGGGAGAGCAUCUCCAGAGCCAGCAGCAGCAAGGACCACGGCCCUAGCGCCAGCAGCAGCAAGGACCACCUCCGUCAGCAGCAGCAAGGACCACCGCUCCUCCGUCAGCAGCAGCAAGGACCACCGCUCCUCCGUCAGCAGCAGCAGGGACAGCGGCUCGGCACAUCUAGAGGUGGAGUCCAAAACCUUGGAGAUGUCCCGCAGCCUGACGCAGCAGCUGCAAGCGACGUACCUGAACCUCCUGGACAACGUCAAAGACCUUCCUGUGCAUCUCCAGGAAAAGAUGCGGCAUGUGUAUGAGAACAUGGCGGAGCUGCAUGGCUACUUCUCCUCGGCCAACUCUGUCCAGGAUCUGUCCAGCAGCGUGCUGAACCAGAGCCGGGGGAAGGUGGCCAAAGCUUGGGAGGCCUUGGAUGAAGUGACGGAGUUUUUGUUGCAGAACCCACCUGUAACGUGGCUUGUGCAAUCCUUAGUUUCCCUGGAAGGAGAGCUGCUGGAGACAGAGGAGCCGGAUAUAUUGAAAGUCCUGCAACACUACGAGCCGCAGGACUGCAAAGAGGACUAGCGGGCCAGCUUCCGUGCUCAGCCCAACCAAAGCAGAGACCUCACCCUACCCCUGUACUCGGAGACUGGGUUUUACUCUGGCCCUCGUGGGCUGCACUUCAAACGUGAGGCACCCGGGUGAAAUUGCAAUAGCCAAUAAAUGGACGGCUUUGUUUUCCCAUCUCUCUUCCAA